CCUACUAGUACUCCAUCUACAUAUUUUAUAUCUCUUGUGAUGAGCGGAACUUUACAAAAAGGAAAAAAUGUUUUGCGCACGUCUAACCGUGAAAAAAUAGAACUUUGAUCAAGUGACUAUUUAACUCCGUGCGUGUACGUAUUUAUUUAUAGUUUGGAGUGUACGCGAGAUUAUUGAGAAAAAUUGUAUAAAAUCUAAGAAAUUCAAUCAUGUUACAAAAGAUGAGAUUUUUGCAUACCGCAUUCGAGAAAUCGGUGAACAGCAAAGGUUUCGAUCGGUGUCUAAAAAAUGUACAAAUACUAUCAAAUGUCGAUGGAAAGUGUAAAGCACAAUUCACUGUGACUGAAGAGCAUUUAAAUCAUUUUGGCACUCUACAUGGUGGUUUCACUAGUUCUGUUAUAGAUGUUAUAUCUUCUUACGCUCUUACAUCUUAUAAAAAUCUUAAUACUACUGGAGCUUCUGUAGACCUGCAUGUGACGUUUUUGAAGGCUGCGCUUCCUGGUGAUGUAGUUACCGUCAAUGCUGAGACUAUACGUGCUGGUAAGACCUUGGCGUUUCUUGCGGUGGAGCUGACGAAGAACGACGGUAAGGAUGUCGUUGCCCGUGGACAACAUACCAAAUAUGUUGCGCCAACUAAAAAAUGAAAUUAUUCGGUAAUAACUUAACAGACCCAAAUGUGUCAUUAAGUACAUAAUAAAAAAUGGAAUAUAUUUUUAUAUUUUAAUACAUCUUUUAGUAGAUCAUUGUAAAUAUUUAAGUUUUGCUGCGAUACGCGCAUACAAUUACAAUUUGUGCUAUAGUUGCAUUACUAAUAAGAAAGAUCGCGCAGCGUUAUUGUUAUCUGUGCGUUUCUAUUUACAUUGUGUUGCGAGUAUUUCUAAUAAAUGCAAGAGAAAAGUAA
This is a messenger RNA of Nylanderia fulva, 901 nucleotides long. RefSeq names its product acyl-coenzyme A thioesterase 13. Gene Ontology annotation, molecular function: fatty acyl-CoA hydrolase activity. The record is from RefSeq and is a predicted model, not a curated record. NCBI's taxonomy places the organism in Eukaryota, Metazoa, Arthropoda, Insecta, Hymenoptera, Formicidae.